ACGGUCGGUCCUUCGCUGAGGCUCGACUUCAGUUCUCGUCAGUGCGAUGCCGGAGGCGCACGCCGCGCCGGUCGCCCGCCGACACUACGUUACGAACAUCGCGACGAUACUUCUUUCCCAACUAAUAAAUCAGGAGAGAACGUACCCCACGAACAGAUUAUAAGUCGAUAUGAGAUAACAAGCGCGCGGCGCGACCGCCGUGAUUAAUCACUGAAGUCCGUUCAACUCGAAUGAUCAGAACGGAAGCGUAAUCUUAGUUUCGGUUUAGGAGCGCGUAUGUAAACAGACAAACAUUGUUGAAGUUUUCCGGAAUAGUUUGUUGACUUGAGGUUUACAAUCGGGUGCAUCGGAUGGACGAUUGUUAGCGGAUAAUGAGUUUCGGGAGCGAAGUUGUUUAGUAGUUUGUGUGUUGGAUGUGCUUGAGGUAGGAUAGUGUGCGCGAUGGGAGGCGUGGAGUGGACUGCAGGGGUGCUGUGGUGCGUGCUGGUGGGGGUGGUGGCGGACUCCUGGACGGCGUACCAGGAGCAGCCGUGCUGCCGGCCGGUGACCCACCAUCGGGUCCGGCACCACAGAGAUCACAUACGAGAAUUUUCUUGCGGCAGCCUCUUUUACCGCACUCUCUAUUUGAAUGAGGAGGGCAAUACGCUUUAUGUAGGUGCUAUGGAUCGGGUAUUUAAAUUAAAUAUGACAGACAUUAGUCAAUCACACUGUGAGCGUGACGCAUUGCUACUGGAAGCGAGUAAUGUAGCGCAGUGUGUCAGUAAGGGCAAGUCGGAGCCCUUCGAAUGUAGGAAUCAUAUACGGGUGCUGCAGCCCCUGGGCGAUGGCGAGAGGUUGUACGUCUGUGGAACCAACGCCCACAACCCGAAAGACUGGGUAGUUUAUUUGAAUUUGACACAUCUACCUCGACACGAGUACGUUCCCGGGGUGGGACAUGGGGUGGCCAAAUGUCCAUAUGAUCCGGCGGAUAACAGCACGGCCGUGUGGGUCACGAAGGGCAACCCUGGAGGCCUGCCUGCGCUCUACGCGGGCACCAAUGCAGAAUUUACCAAAGCAGACCCAGUCAUUUUCCGGAAUGACCUCUUCGACUUGCGGACGGGUCAAAAGAAAUUCAACUUCAAAAGAACCUUGAAAUACGACUCAAAGUGGCUAGACAAAACUAACUUCGUCGGUUCCUUUGACGUCGGGGAAUACGUGUUAUUUUUCUUUCGGGAAACAGCGGUGGAGUUCAUGAACUGCGGCAAGGCGGUCUACUCGCGAGUGGCCAGGGUUUGCAAGCAAGACACGGGCGGAAAACACAUUCUCAGCCAAAACUGGGCCACGUAUCUCAAAGCCAGACUCAACUGCAGCAUACCUGGCGAAUUUCCCUUUUAUUUUGAUGAAAUACAGAGCGUGUACCAGAUGCCAGAUGACCCGAGCCGGUUCUACGCUGCAUUCACGACUGGUGCCAGCGACGGGCUCGUUGGCUCUGCUAUUUGCACUUACACUAUGGAAGACAUACAGGAGGCUUUCAGUGGCCGCUUUAAGGAGCAGGCCACGUCCAACUCUGCGUGGCUGCCAGUGCUGCGCGCAAGGGUCCCUGAACCAAGACCCGGGACAUGUGUCAACAAUACAGAGACUCUACCAGACAACGUACUCAACUUCAUAAGAUCACACCCACUAAUGGACUCAGCGGUCCGCCAUGAGGGAGACGCCCCCGCGUUCUACAAGCGUGACUUAGUGUUGACCACGCUAGUGGUAGACCGCCAGUUUGUAGACAUGCUGACUGAUGACAUCACGUAUACUAUCUUCUAUGCAGGCACCAGUGCAGGAGAAGUAUAUAAGAUAGUGCAAUGGGCUGGCGGAGGCUCGCGCGUGGCGGACGUGUGGCGCGCGGCGGGCAUGGAGAGCGUGCGGGCGCUGGCGCUGUCGCGGAGGACGCACGCGCUCUACCUCGCCACAGACAACCGUCUCAGGCAGCUGCCGCUCAGGGCUUGUUCCCAUAGGUAUGACAGUUGCCUGCGCUGCGUGCUAGACCCUUACUGUGGUUGGGACAAAGAAGUGGGUGCGUGCCGUCCAUACACGCCGGGGCUACUUCACGACGCCACCAACUCUACUCCAUCCAUUUGCGAGGCCAGUGCCCCUCUAAGAACUGUCAGAGCUGGUUAUGGCCAAAGCGUCCAUUUGGCUGCCUUCGGGAAGACACCGGAGGCAUUGAAAGACCAGCUAGUAGUCUGGUACCAUCAUUCCAGAGAGAAGGGAAGAUAUAAAAUUAAUUUCAAUUGGGAGAGAGUGCUACAAAGCUCAGAGCGCGGGUUAGUUCUGCUGUCAGUAUCGGACUCCGACCGCGGGCUCUACGAGUGUUACUACGGGCCCACGCUCAUCGCGUCCUACAACCUGGACAUCGAUGUACACAGGUGCAGCCAACCCAGCAAAACGCAGGAGUACAAGCAAGUGUACUCGGACUGGUGCCACGAGUUCGAGAAGUACAAGAGCGCCAUGAAAGCAUGGGAGUCCAGGCAAAUGCAAUGCUCCAAAAGUCUGAACGCAUCGAGCCAGCAGAACAGCAUGGCGAACGAGAUCGUGGCCUCGCUGCGGUGAUAGGCCACAGUCUAGUGAUUAAUGAACGAUUAACGCACACCGACCCGCUGACAUAAACUAUCCGAUAUUCCGCCGACAAUGCCCGCCGCCCGACAUCCCGCCCCUACCACUGAAAAACUAGAUAAUGUCACUUGUUUUUGCUAAGUUUCUGUUUGAGUUCAACUGGUUAUUUUUUACAAGUCCACGGGACUCGGUUGUAUAAGUAAAUAUCAUUCCAAUUUUAAAAGACAUACUUAUUUUAGCAAUUGUCAUGAUCACAUGAUCAUGAUUAAAGGUUUCAUAAAAACGUCGUUUCACCGGAAACCUGAAAGAUAAAAAUGUGAUGAACUGUAUAGAAGUUUAUUUUAAGUAAUUAAGAAUCUUGUACUAUCGAGAAUCAAUGGUAGGAGUGAAAGAGAAACGAUAAUAUAGUGAGGGGAUGAUCUGUUAAAAUAGAUUUGUUGCGCGCCCCGGAGACUGCCGCGUGAUGGAUGACUGACUUCUGCUCAACUACGUCCACAAUUUUUUUUAUUGUUCGGAAAAGGGAGCAUGGGCAUCCGGAAAAUAGAGUAGUUUAUGUUAUUGGUGAUUUGUUGAACUUAAAUAUUUAAUAAUGAUUCUAUAUUGUUGAUUGAUGCGACUGAUUACCUUGCUAAAUGGUAGUUAACACUUUUUGUCUCGAAUUGUGCAUUUAAAUGGCAAAUUUUCAAUCUAUGUAAUUAUUUCAUAGAUGGAUUGUAUAAGGUUGCAAGGAUAGGAAUCCACCAACUCAAAAUACUGUGAUACCAGUUCUCACUAUUAAUGAGCUGUCAAAAGAUAUUAUGCGUCUACUGCGUUAUUUUAAAGAUAAAAAAUGUCGUUAAAUAAUAGUUAUCUCAUAAUAGCUUUUCCAUUAUGAAAACAUGCGUUUCAUUUGAAUUAAAAUAUAACGAGCAGAUGAGAUAAUAGUAUUUAGUUCCAUUUACGAAGACCGCUUGCAAAAAAUAUUUAUGUAUUAAAUGAGCAAUAUGAACGCCAAUUUAGGUCUAAGCGAAAUGUUUAAAAGCUUAAAAUAUAUGAUGAAGAUUUGAUAGCCUUUCAUUAUUCUCUAUGUUUUGUUAUGUGCGUGUGGUCUGAGGGCCCACUUGGUACGGUGUACUGUGGUAAUAGAUAAGGAAGGUUUCCCUAAUUGUAGAUGUUUCAGUUUGUUAAAAAAUGUUAUCAAUUUGUUGCCAUAAAAUGUAAUUUUAGGCCCGGCUUUGGAUAUUCAACCCGAAUUUAUUUAAAUAGCAGUUAUGUUGUUGUCUCCAUUGAUUUUAUAACAUUCUCGCUAGAAUAGUGCCUUGUGAAGCAAGCUUAAGAUGUAAUGAAACUUAUUUAAAUGAUUGCUAAUUAGAUUUUAAAUAUUUUGUGUACAAUGUAAAGAAGUUAGGUACGUAGAAUAUAGAAUGAUAAAUGUAGAAGUCAUUCGUAAAUAAAGCAAUAAUGUUCCACUGAUUAAGAGUCGCCAGUAUUAAAAUUCAGAAAUAGAUAGCCUAGUACUAAUUAUGUAAUGUCAUUCUUUACUUAUUUCUCGUUCGUUGUACCAUGCUUUAAUAAUUUAUUUUAAUUAUAAAACAAUUAAAAUUUUCUUGUUAGUACGCAAUAUAAGUGGCGCAUAUUGGAAUUGAAACAUGGUACAAAGGAAAAAUAAGUCCAACUUAUAUACGAUUCAGAUUUUUAUUGCAUAUAGUAUGCAUUUUAAAACAGAUUUGUUGAUUGCAUGUCCAAAUCGCAUUAAGUUAUGAAAAUGUUAUUGUAAAAAUAAUGUAAAUAAAUCUAUGAAUUUUUGGUAGACAGAUUGCUAUUAUAUGUUUAUUGUAAAAAUAUUAAUAAGCUAUAAUAAUUAAGCGAUUGUUUUAUAAAAGGAACACAAAAAUAAAUUAUUUUAGAACUAA
Plodia interpunctella (Indianmeal moth) is the source of this 4475-nucleotide messenger RNA. Its product is annotated as semaphorin-2A-like. NCBI's taxonomy places the organism in Eukaryota, Metazoa, Arthropoda, Insecta, Lepidoptera, Pyralidae. Gene Ontology annotation, molecular function: semaphorin receptor binding; chemorepellent activity. Bases 442 to 2580 code for a protein of 712 amino acids. The record is from RefSeq and is a predicted model, not a curated record. The transcript is spliced from 14 exons. Gene Ontology annotation, biological process: axon guidance; positive regulation of cell migration; neural crest cell migration.